UUAAGACUAUUAAGCACAAGUUGCAGUAAUUUAUUUUGUUGUGUACUCUGCGUAUAUGCUGUUCACAUUCUCUGUCCUGAAUUUGGUGAUUCUGUUCUGUCCUGACCAAAGUCUGUUCUUUCAUGUGGCGAUGCCACUUUUCAAGGCAAGAAUGGCAUAGACACUACCAGUGCAAUAAAUACCAGUGUAGUGUAGCAGUUAGCGUGAUGCUAUUACAGCUCAGGGCAUUGGAGUUCAGAGCUCAAUUCCAGUGCCCUCAGUGAGCAAGAUUAUAUGUUCCUUCCCGUUUCUGUGUGGGUUUCCUCCAGCUGAACCAGUUUCGCCCCACACUCCAAGGUUAUACCAGCUAUUAGGUUAAGUGGUCAUUUUAAAUUGUCCCAUGAUUAGGCUGGGGUCACUGGGCGGUGCGGCUCGAAGGGCCAGGGAGGCCUGUUCUACACUGUAUCUCCACCAGUUACAUGGUGCCAUCAUAACCCUCCCCUCGACCAUUCCUGAUGGCAUAACCAUUCUGUUUGCAAAGACUUUAUUGAUCUCUAUAAAGAGGUCUCGUUUCCUUUGGUGCAAAUCUACUUGCUGGGGGAUAUGGUCUUUCUGUAAAUCGUAGUCCACUGCACCUUCAAUUGAACAGCAGCAAUAUUCGCUUUCAACAUUUAUUCCUGAAUCAAAGCAAUUUGACUACUCACAUCACACUGUUUCAAGAAUCACCCCUUGUAAUAAUGAAGAGUGAGGCACAGAGGAUCUGUAUUUACCGACAAUUAACCUUUAUAGUCUAAGCUGAAAGGAACAUGGAUGUGCGUACACCCUUCUGAAAUCCCUGACCCUCCAUGAAUAGUCAAUGAAGAGAAAAGGUAUUACCGGGAGAGGAUUCUACACUGGUCGGGUGUUCCUCAUGGUCCCGAUCUCCACGUGUCUGUGGGGUCCUCCUUAUCCGCGGUGGUUGGUCUCUGGCUGUUGGAGAGUUAUCGCCCCUGCGUAUUUAGAGCUCCUGAGUCUUGUACGGUUCCUCAUCAAUUGAACCACUGGGUCUCCAUCCCAGUGGCUCAAGGUCACCUGACCUACCUGGGUCACCCUCUUACUGGUCAUUGUACAGGGCUACAGCCAACAUCAUUUCAUAGUUCCGCUCACCCCAGCCUUAUAUUUGUGUCUCUCAACUCUGACUGGUCCAAACCAGUUAAAUGAGGCGAACCAGACAUGGAGAUUACAGAUUGCUUCUUUGGGAGGUCUGGCAUUUUACAUAAGUAGAUACUCAUCUGGGAAUGGUCACAGAUUUAGCAGGUAAUCACCUGAGUGAGGUUCCUUGUGCCAAGCACCUGUGCACGCUCCUCCAGAAAAACAGGAUCUCCCAGUGGCCACCCACUUUAAUUCCACUUCCCAUUAUUCUGACAUGUCCAUCCAUGGCCCCCUCUGCUGUUGCAAUGAAGCCACACUCAGGCUGGAGGAGCAAUGCUUUAUAUUCCGUUUGGGUAGCCUCCAACCUGAUGGCAUGAACAUCGAGUUCUCUAACUUCUGGUAAUGCCCCCCCCACCACUUCACCAUUCCCAUCCCAUUUAACCUCUCUCACCCCAUCUCCUUGCCCACCCAUUGCCUCUCUCUCUGGUGCUCCACCUCCUUUUCUUUCUUCCAUGGCCUUCUGUUCUCUCCUAUCAGAAUCUCCCUUCUCCAGCAUUCUGUCUUCUUCACCAAUCAACUUCCCUGCUCUUCACUUCUCCCCUCCCCUCCCAGUUUCACCUAUUAACUUGUGUUUCUCUUCUCCGCCCUCUGACUCCUCAUCUCCUUUUCUCCAGUCCUGCUGAAGGGUCUCAGCCAGAAACAUCGACUGUGCUCUUCUCCAUAGAUCCUGCCUGGGCUGCUGAGUUCCUCCAGCAUUUUCUGUGUGUUGUUCAUAUUUCCAGCAUCUGCAGAUUUUCUGUUGUUUAUAACUGAACCUCUUGACCAUGCCUGCAUGCUUUUGUGCUUUGAGUUGCUGCCACAUGAAUGGCUGACUAGGUAUUUGCAUUAAUGAGCAGGUUUACAGUUUAUCUAAAAGUAAAUGGUCAGCCAGUGUAUCUACAGGUAUAGUGUGAGCACCAGGUGUGCGUACAGGCACAGUGUGGGCACUGGGUGUGCGCAGGUACCAUAUGGGCACCGGGUGUGCGUACAGGUAUAGUGUGAGCACCAGGUGUGCGUACAGGCACAGUGUGGGCACUGGGUGUGCGCAGGUACCAUAUGGGCACCGGGAGUGCGUACAGGCACAGUGUGGGCACCGGGAGUGUGUACAGGCAUAGUGUGGGCACCAGGUGUUCAUACGGGCACAGUGUGGGCACCGGGUGUGCGUACAGGCAUAGUGUGGGCACCAGGUGUUCAUACGGGCACAGUGUGGGCACCGGGUGUGCAUACAGGCACAGUGUGGGUACCAAGUGUUCAUACGGGCACAGUGUGGGCACCGGGUGUGCGUACAGGCACAGUAUGAGCACCAGGUGUUCAUAUGGGCACAGUGUGGGCACCAGGUGUGCGUACAGGCACAGUGUGGGCACCAGGUGUUCAUACGGGCACAGUGUGGGCACCAGGUGUUCAUACGGGCACAGUGUGGGCACCAGGUGUGCGUACAGGCACAGUGUGGGCACCAGGUGUGCGUACAGGCACAGUGUGGGCACCAGGUGUUCAUACGGGCACGGUGUGGGCACCGGGUGUGCGUACAGGCACAGUGUGGGCACCAGGAGUUCGUACAGGCACAGUGUGGGCACCAGGUGUGCGUACAGGCACAGUGUAGGCACCGGGUGUGCGUACAGGCACAGUGUGGGCACCAGGUAUUCAUAUGGGCACAGUGUGGGCACCGGGUGUGCGUACAGGCACAGUGUGGGCACCAGGUGUUCAUACGGGCACAGUGUGGGCACCGGGUGUGUGUACAGGCACAGUGUGGGCACCGGGUGUGUGUACAGGCACAGUGUGGGCACCAGGUGUGCGUACAGGGUCAGUGUGGGCACCGGGUGUUCAUACAGGCACAGUGUGGGCAGCAGGUGUGUAUGGGUACUGUGUGGGCACCGGGUGUGCGUACAGGCACAGUGUGGGCACCAGAUGUUCAUACAGGCACAGUGUGGGCACCAGAUGUUCAUACGGGCACGGUGUGGGCACCAGGUGUGCGUACAGGCACAGUGUGGGCACCAGGUGUGUAUGGGUACAGUGUGGGCACCGGAUGUUCAUACAGGCACAGUGUGGACACAGUUGAAUUCAAACUGAUUUGUGUAGCAAAUAUUUCCCUCCCCCUCCCCCCGAUAGAAACAAGAUCUCUUGAUCAUAUAGCCAUCUGAAGAUUAUACUCAUUUUAACUGUCUUUCUAAGAUUAUAAAUAAUAGAAAGAUAUUGCUUGUUAUUUCCGCUCUCCUGACUGUGCCCCAGGUGUUUCGAUUCAGGCAGAGUCCUCCUGGUCAGCGGUUUGUGAUGCUGGGGUUCUCCAAAUUAAUUGUUUUCAUUGCCUUCU
Molecule: messenger RNA, 3457 nt
Organism: Hypanus sabinus (Atlantic stingray)
Lineage: Eukaryota; Metazoa; Chordata; Chondrichthyes; Myliobatiformes; Dasyatidae
Product: fibroin heavy chain-like
Exons: 2
Coding region: 2206-3216 (336 amino acids)
Source: RefSeq, a predicted model, not a curated record